AUGAACAAGCCAGUCGCCAUUAUUGGUAUCGCUUUUCGGGGGCCUGGCGACGCUCGAGAUCCAGAGGCCUUCUACCGCAUGCUCGUGGAAGGCCGUAAUGCACGGACUAAGAUCCCUAAAGAUCGUUACAAUGUCGACGCUUUCUACCAUCCCGAUGCAGAACGACUAGGCAGUAUUCAACAAAGGCAUGCCCACUUCUUGCAACAAGACUUCAAGGUGUUUGAUGCUCCAUUCUUCAGCAUCACACCAAAAGAGGCAAAGGCCAUGGACCCGACGCAUCGCAUCCUUUUGGAGGCUACGUACGAGGGCUUUGAGAAUGCCGGCUUGAGCCUGGAGAAGGUUUCAGGCACACAGACAUCCUGCUACAUUGGCACCUUCACAGCAGACUUUCCCAACUUGCAAGCACGCGAUAACGAAGGUCCUUCCAUAUACCACGCAACUGGCAUGUCAGCAUCACUGGCUUCCAACAGGUUAUCGUGGUUCUACAAUCUUCGAGGCCCUUCCCUCACGGUCGACACGGCUUGCUCAUCUAGUUUGACUGCAUUUCACUUGGCAUGUCAAAGCAUUCGUACAGGAGAAGCUGAGAUGAGCGUGGUUGGAGGCGCCAAUCUCAUGUUUGGACCGGAUAUGUCCAUCUUGUUAGGAGCUGCAAAGAUCCUGUCGCCGGAAGGUAAGAGCAAGAUGUGGGAUGCGAAUGCGAAUGGUUUUGCGCGCGGAGAAGGCUUUGGCGUCACAAUUUUGAAGCCUCUGGAUGCAGCGUUGCGCGAUGGUGACAACAUUCGAGCGGUCGUGCUGGCCACAGCCGCCAAUGAAGACGGCCACACGCCUGGUAUCUCACUGCCUAACAGUGAGGCGCAACAAGAGUUGAUUCGAAGAGCAUACCAGAUGGCUGGCGUAGAUCCAGCAGAGACGGGGUAUGUCGAGGCACAUGGAACGGGCACACAGGCUGGCGACCCGUUGGAGGCCCGAGCGAUCCUGAACACAGUUGGAUCGGUCGAGGGCCGCAGGUCGGAUCUUUAUGUCGGAUCUGUCAAGACGAACAUUGGACAUCUAGAGGGAGCAGCUGGUGUAGCUGGUAUCAUCAAGGCUGCACUGAUCGUUGAGCGUGGCAUGAUACCUCCGAAUCUUUGGUUUGAGAAGCUCAAUCCUGAGAUCGAUUUGCCGGAAAAUGUCAAGAUAGCCUCCAAGUUAACACCGUGGCCGCAUAACGGACCUCGCCGCGCAAGCGUCAAUAGCUUCGGCUUUGGUGGUGCAAACGCACAUGCCAUCCUCGAAGAUGCAGCAUCUUUCCUGUCACGUCAUGGCUUAAAGGGUCGACAUACAACGGCACCGCUCCUUCCCAGUCUGAGCAGUGUGCGCGUCAGCCAUCUCAGUGACAGCCCCAGCAGCUCUGCAAGCACAGUCACCGACGAGGCGACGAGCGGUGAAUCCAGCGACAACAUCAGCGACGUAUCGAGCGAGGUGCUGCGCGACGUCCAUCCCACGCCGAAGUUGCUCGUACUAUCUUCCAACGAUCAAGACGGUGUCAAGCGCAGUGCUGAGCGCCUACAAGGGUAUCUUGCUUCUAAGACCUCUACCGCACCUUCUUUCCUCAACGACCUGACAUACACGCUGAGCGCCAAAAGAACUGUGCUGCCGUGGAAAUCUUAUGCCGUGUCAUCGAGUGUCAGCGGCCUUCGAGAAAAGAUCUCAAGCCUCCCUCCCGUGGUCCGUUCCUCUGCCUCUGCGAUACCACGAAUCGCCUUCGUUUUCACGGGCCAGGGUGCACAAUGGCACGCAAUGGGAAGAGGCCUUUCUGUCUACAAGACUUUCGCUGAGAGCAUGCAGAGAUCGGAGGUCAUGCUCAAGUCGUUCGGCUGCCCAUGGAGUCUUGCUGAGGAGCUGAAUCGAAGCGAGGCUCAGUGCAGGCUGCGCGAAACUGACUACAGCCAGCCGGCCUGUACAGCCGUCCAGGUUGCGCUCGUAGAUCUCAUGAGCGGCUUCGAAGUGCGACCUGUUGCUGUCCUUGGUCAUUCCAGCGGCGAGAUUGCGGCUGCCUACGCUGCCGGCUUCAUCGACCAAGAGGCAGCAAUCAAGAUCGCUUGGCUCAGAGGACAGGUUAGCAAGACCGUCUCCAAGGAUGGCGGCAUGUUGGCCGUUUCUGCCAGUGCCGAUAGCAUACAGAGUCACCUCGAAUGCCUGAAGAGCGGCAAGGCAGUCGUAGGAUGCUUCAACUCCACCAAGGCUUGCACUGUCACUGGCGAUACGUCCGCCAUUGACGAGCUACAGACAGUAUUGAAAUACGCGCAGGUAGCAUGCACCCGACUGCCUAUGGAUGUUGCAUACCAUUCUUUUCACAUGGAGGCAGCCCGCGAGAAAUAUGAAAAAGCUCUGGAGGGUAUCGCGCAUGGCUCAACGUCGACCAUUCCUAUGUUCUCAUCCGUAACAGGUACACUGGUUAACCCUACACAGAUGAAGCCUUCGUACUGGGUAGAUAACUUGGUUUCUCCCGUGAACUUUGUCGCAGCCACCCGCUCCCUUUUAUGUUACCCACAGGAGAGCAAAUCGCGCAAAGCUUUCGCCAAUCUGUUCGUUGAGCUCGGUCCUCACUCAGCCUUGCGCAGCUACCUCUUGGACAUCUUCAGCAACGAGAACUGUGGUGGGGAUACGACGUACACCACUCUUCUUCGCCGACAUUUCGAUGGCGCUGUUACCGCGCUGGAGGCCAUGGGUCAUCUUUGGGCGCAUGGAUGCAAGGUCGAUCUGAGCAAAGUCAAUGAUGUAUCCUCUGAUAGCAUCAACAUGCUAGUCGAUCUCCCUCCCUAUGCUUGGAACCAUAAGCCGUAUUGGGAGGAAUCCCACUUGAGUCGUCAGCACCGCCUUCGUCAGUCACCGCGCACAGAUCUCGUAGGCUAUCGCCUGCUUGGAACGCCAGAGCACACAUGGCGCAACUUCCUACGGUGCAACGAGAACCCCUGGAUCCGCGAGCAUAAGGUCCAAGGCGACAUCCUCUACCCAGGUGCUGGCAUGCUCGCCAUGGCAAUCGAAGCGGCGCACCAGCUGGCUCAGGAGACGAAUGCCGACGAGAUAUAUGGUUUCGAGUUGCGCGAUGUUAACAUCGAUACUGCACUUCGUGUACCUGACACUGAGAAGGGCAUUGAGGUCAUGACGCAGCUGCACAAUCGUCGCACUGGAACACGAGCAGCGCCGUCCUCCACACUCUACGAGUUCACUAUCUUUUCUUGGAGUGAAGAGAUGAGUUCUUGGAGUGCGCAUGCCCGUGGUCUAGUCUCCGUCGCCUUCAAGGCCUUCUCCCCAUCUAUGGAGCGCGAGGUGGCACUGGAGAAUGAACGCUACAUGUCUUCCCUUGCCGAGGCUCGAAGAAUCUGCCAGAAGCCGGCGCGGAGCUUCCUAUACGACACAGUCGAGACAAUUGGUAUGCAGUACGGGCCAACUUUCCGAAAUAUGACGGAGCUGUACGCUGGGCCCAACGCCAGUUAUGGUGUCAUCAAGGUGCCUGACACUAAGGCUAUCAUGCCCAAGGGAUUUGAGUUCCCUCAUGUAGUCCAUCCGGCCACUCUCGACUCGGUCCUUCAUCUCAUCUUUCCUAGUAUCUCCGGCGAAGAGCAAGCAUUGAAUGAAGCGAUCGUCCCCAGAUCUUUUGAUCGCAUUUUCGUCUCAGCCGAUAUACCAAGGAAUGCUGGCGCAGAGCUAUGUGGCUGCUCUUCCGCAAAGAAACUGAGCUACACCACUUGGAAUUCAAACAUCACCAUGUCAGAGGCAACGAUGACCGAGCCUGUCGUCAUCAUGGAAGGCGUUGUGCUAGCAUCUGUUGGCGCAACAGAAGAUGCAUCGAGGCAACUGGAAACACGGGCAUCAUGCUUUGCGCAGAACUGGCACGUAGAUGCUGAUCUCUUGACUCCAUCACAGAUCAAAGAGAUCAUCUACAAGCGUACACUGAAGAGUAAAGAUGACGACUCUGUACUUGAUCUACUCGAGUUUGUGUGUCUGGUGUACAUCUACUGUAUCCUCGACUGGUUCCAGUCCGAGGAAGGGAAGGCACAUGUGCCACGGGAUGGCUUCUGGAAGUCAUACGUAGAGUGGAUGCAUGACACUGUCAAGCAAUUCCCUGCGCUACCCGCAGAUGUGGAGAGUGAGAUGGAGAAGGCUCGGCAACGCAUCGUAAAGUCCGAGAGCGGCGACAUCACUGUACAGAUGGUGGAUCGUAUCGGGCAAAAUCUUUCUCGCAUCUUCAAACGCGAAGUCGAAGCUCUGCAAUGCAUGACUGAGGGCGAUCUUCUUUACUCCUUCUACCGUGGUGCUUUCGGUACCAGUUUCAACACCAAUGUCGCCGAAUAUGUCGGUCUUAUUGCUGAUAAGCAACCCGGGUUGCGCAUCCUGGAAAUCGGCGCCGGAACGGGUGGUACCACAUACCAUGUUUUGGAACGCUUGCGCAAUCCCGAUGGAACCUCCAAGGCAGCUCAAUACUACUUCACUGACAUCUCUCCUGGCUUCCUUGCCAAGGCAGCUGACCGGUUCAAGCAGGAUGCGUCCAUUAUGCAGUUUGGCACGCUCAACAUCGAGAACACGCCCACAGAGCAAGGCUUCAACCCUGAGUCCUAUGACCUAAUCGUAUGCGCUAACGUACUUCAUGCAACGAAGAGCAUUCAAGAAACGUUAGCGCACUGCAAGCUGCUGCUAAAGCCAGGUGGUCGUCUUGUGUUGUCCGAGGUGACCAUCAAGCGUAUCUUCUCUGGGUUUAUCAUGGGCCCUUUGCCCGGCUGGUGGCUAGGAGAAGCGGACGGUAGGAUGGGAGGCCCACUCUUGGAUGCUGACGAGUGGAAUGCUGCAUUGAAAAAGGCUGGAUUCUCGGGUGUUGAUGUCGAUAUCCGUGGUGAUCGCGAAACCUCGAAAGAGCCUGUCUCGCUGCUCGUCUCAACCAAGCCUGAGACAGCCGCACCUAGCCUGCCUUCUUGCCUUGUCAUCACCGCUGGUACUGAAGCGUCAAACAAGCUCGCCGAUACCAUACAGAGGGCAUUUGCCUCGGCUAGUCAUGAUAUCAGUAUCGCUCAGUGGAAUGUUGUCACCAAGACGCAGGUGGAGGGCAAGUAUUGCAUCUGCCUUGCAGAAUGGGAGGAUGCUAUCCUCGCGAACCUCACCGAUGAUAAUUGGGACAGGUUGCGCGAAGUCAUUCUUUCAUCCGAAGGCGCCCUGUGGAUUACUGGUGGUGGUGCUCUCGACACCCCUUGCCCCAUGAACAGUCUUAUGGUUGGACUCGGAAGAGCAAUUCGUAAUGAAGACGCCGGCGUCCGCCUUGCAUGUCUCGAUUUGGAUCCACCAAUCACUGUCAACUUUGAGGAAGCGUCUCAGAUUAUACUUAAGGUUGCCCUUGCACAUAUUCGCGGUGAUAGCACAGAGGGCGAGUUCGCCGCGCGUGGAGACAUGGUCUAUGUACCGCGCGUCGAGCGAACUCUGGAAGUUGAUGGAUCAUUACGCAAGUAUGAAGCCAAGGGUGAUCCUGAGAUGGUGCCAUUCAUAGGCUGCGGACGUCCCCUUAAGCUGACUAUCAAGACACCCGGUCUGCUUGACACCUUCCAGUGGGAAGAGGAUGAGAUGUACCACACGCCACUGCCUGAGGAUUGGAUCGAGAUUGAAGUGAAGGCUGUAGGUCUCAACUUCAAGGAUGUCCUCAUUGCGCUCGGUAAUCUGGCCGAAAACAAGCUAGGUGUUGAUGCAUCGGGUAUCGUCACUCGUGUUGGAUCCGCUGUCACGGAUAUCAAAGUCGGCGACAGAGUGAUGACGGCAUCUUGUGACACUUUCGCCACAUACGUCCGCUUUCCAGCCAAGGGCGCCAUGUGUGUUCCAUUGGGAAUGAGCUUUGAGGAAGCCGCCUCGAUGCCCCUCAUCUUCCUCACGGCUUACUAUGCCCUGGUAACCGCGGGUGGCAUCGUCGCUGGCGAGAAGGUUCUGAUUCAUGCUGCUGCUGGUGGCGUCGGACAAGCUGCCAUCAUGAUUGCGCAAGCUAAAGGUGCUGAAAUAUUCGCUACGGUCGGCGCAGACACCAAGAAACAACUGCUCGUUGAGCAGUACGGAAUCUCUGAAGAUCACAUCUUCAGCAGUCGCGACACCAGCUUCGUGAAGGGCGUACUGCGUGCUACUGGCGGUCAAGGGGUGGAUCUGGUACUGAAUUCGUUGGCUGGUGAGGCUCUGCGUCUAUCAUGGACCGACUGCUUAGCAAAAUUUGGUCGGUUUUUGGAAAUUGGAAAAGCAGAUCUGUUCGCCAACACCGGUCUCGAUAUGAAGCCCCUGCUGGACAACAAGAGCUAUAUUGGCGUCAAUCUUCUUGACUUCGAAAACAAUCCAACCCCUCGUGCCGUAGCGCUAUGGCAAGAUACCACGAAAAUGAUCCAUGAUGGAUCGAUCAAGCCUAUUGCGCCACUUCAGAUUUUCACGAUGGCUGAAGUCGAGAAGGCGUUCCGCCAUAUGCAGGCAGGAAAGCACAUGGGGAAGGUGAUCGUCCGUGUGGACGAUGCGGACGUCGUUCGUGCCGUACCUCGGGUUCCUCGUGUAAGCAUCCACCCUGACGCGACGUACGUAAUUGCUGGGUUAGGUGGGAUUACGCGUGAGAUCGCGCGGUGGCUGGCAGAGAAGGGCGCACGCUACUUAGUCUUCCUCUCUCGCUCUGCUGCCAGCGGUACAGACAACCAGGCUUUCUCUUUGCAAUUGCGAAACACGUACGACGUCACGCCGCUGGCCUAUGACUGCGACGUUGGGGAUAAGACCGCCCUACAAGCAGUUUUGGACGACCUAAAGGCCAAGGGCUUGCCAUCGAUUAAGGGAUGUGCGACUGGUGCCAUGGUCCUGCAAGACUGCCUUUUCGACAAGAUGACCGCCGACCACAUACGUACAACAGUCGGUCCUAAGGUUCACGGCACCUGGAAUCUACAUGAGCUGCUACCGCGCGACAUGGACUUCUUCGUGAUGUUGUCUUCGCUAGCUGGUGUUAUGGGCCAUCGCGGACAGGGUAACUACGGAUGUGGUAACAACUUCCAAGACGAGUUCGCUUCGUUCCGACGCGGCCAAGGCCUACCCGCAAUGACUAUCGACAUUGGCUAUCUUCUGUCGGUAGGAUUUGUUGCUGAGCAUGACGAGUACGUUGAUCAUGUCAAGGCGAUGGGGUUGAAGGUCAUGCAUACCUCGGACCUGCAUGGUCUGCUAGCGACCGCCAUCGAAGGCCCCUCGCAGCACCCCGGGCAAGUCAUGUGCGGCCUGCCCUUCAAUGAGCACGAUGAUGCGUGGUACUGGAUGGCCGACGCGCGGUUUGCUGCCCUACGCAACGUCGCUGCUGGCUCCUCUGCCAAUGCCGGGCGGGCUAUUUCGCUACGGGAGGAGUUGACGCGUUGCGGCACCGCGAAUGAAGAGGCUGUGCAGCUCAUAACGGCAGCCAUCGUGCAACGGCUUGCGAGCUUGAUGAUGAUACCCGAGGCUGAUAUCGAUGCCGGCAGGCCAUUGAGCGCGUAUGGUGUCGAUAGUUUAGUCGCGGUUGAGGUGAGGAAUUGGGUUGCACGCGAAAUGGCAGUCGAAGUUUCGGUGUUUGACGUUAUGCAGAACGUGCCAAUGACACAACUGGCACAAAAUUUGGCGGAGAAAAGCAAGUUGCUCCUUGGUUAG
Molecule: messenger RNA, 7650 nt
Organism: Alternaria postmessia
Lineage: Eukaryota; Fungi; Ascomycota; Dothideomycetes; Pleosporales; Pleosporaceae
Gene: ALT5
Product: Type I Iterative PKS
Exons: 4
Coding region: 1-7650 (2549 amino acids)
Biological process (GO): secondary metabolite biosynthetic process; fatty acid biosynthetic process
Molecular function (GO): oxidoreductase activity; fatty acid synthase activity; phosphopantetheine binding
Source: RefSeq, a predicted model, not a curated record